This is a messenger RNA of Vitis vinifera (wine grape), 2519 nucleotides long. RefSeq names its product pentatricopeptide repeat-containing protein At1g05600. NCBI's taxonomy places the organism in Eukaryota, Viridiplantae, Streptophyta, Magnoliopsida, Vitales, Vitaceae. The transcript has a single exon. The record is from RefSeq and is a predicted model, not a curated record. The coding region runs from base 314 to 1825 and encodes 503 amino acids. Gene Ontology annotation, molecular function: protein binding.
UUUAUAGGUAGGCAUAUCAUGAAAACGGAGAAAAUCGAACGGUGUCGCCAACUGGAUGACGUCGUUUUAGCAUCCACCCAAAGACAAGGUAGAGCCGUAGAGCAUCGAAAAAUCGAAUCGCUAACAGCAGUUUCAGAGGAGGUCUAGGGUUUGCCUUCGAAUAGGAAAGGGACAAAAAGGCGGUUUCUUUGUUGUAUCUUCUGGCCUCCGAUAACCUAUACACCGAACUUCCGGCAAUGUUUUGCCGAAAUUUUCCUUGGCUUUGACGCAAAUUUGGCACUUUAACAACUAAUUGAAUGCCUGUAAUAGCACCAUGAGCGUAAAAUGGCCGAGAUUUUUGAUCCCCACGCAGCUUUCUCAGAUGAUUCGGACCCAGAAAAACCCAUUAACAGCUCUGAAAAUCUUCAACGAAGCCAAAUCUAAAUUCCCAAAUUACCGUCACAAUGGGCCUGUGUAUGCCACCAUGAUCAACGUCCUCGGGAGUUCAGGUCGAAUCGCUGAGAUGAGGGAAGUGAUCGAUCAGAUGAAACAGGACUCCUGCGAGUGCAAAGAUUCAGUCUUUUCGAGUGUGAUGAAGACAUAUGCAAGAGCUGGGAUGGUGGACGAAGCUGUGUCUCUAUUUAAAACCCUUCCGCAGUUCAAUUGCGUGAAUUGGACUGGAUCUUUCAACACCCUUCUGCGAAUUCUGGUGAAAGAGUCUAAGCUUGAAACCGCUUGCCGUCUUUUCCUAGAGCAUUCUUGUGGGUGGGAAGUGAAGUCUCGCAUUGGUUCCUUGAACUUGCUUAUGGAUGCUCUCUGUCAAAUUAAUCGUUCUGAUCUCGCAUUGCAUGUCUUCCAAGAGAUGAGGUAUCAAUGUUGUUCGCCAGAUAAAGAAAGCUAUCGAAUUCUAAUGAGAGGCUUGUGUGAAGAUGGGAGGCUCAAUGAGGCCACCCAUUUGUUGUACUCAAUGUUCUGGAGGAUCUCUCAGAAGGGUGGUGGUGAGGAUAUUGCAGCUUACAGAACCCUUUUAGAUGCUUUAUGUGAUAAUGGUCAUGUUGAAGAGGCUCUGGAAAUUCUCGGUAAGGUAUUGAAGAAGGGACUCAAAGCUCCUAAGCGAUGUCGUGGCCAUCUCGAUCUUAGCUACUGCUGUAAUGGUGAAGAUAUAGAACGAACCAAGGGUUUAAUCAAUGAAGCACUGAUCAGAGGUGGGGUUCCCAGCAUGGCUAGCUAUAGUGCCAUGGCCAUUGACCUCUACUCUGAACGCAAAAUCGGCGAGGCCAAUCAAGUGCUCGACGAAAUGCGUGAUAGGGGCUUUAAGCCCUCCCUUUCGAUUUAUGAAGCGAAGAUAGCAGCAUUAUGUAGGUGUGGCGGAGUUGAAGAAGCUGUGAAGGUAAUUAAAGAAGAGAUGGUGGAGGACAGUUGUGUUCCAACUGUUAGACUGUAUAAUAUUGUGCUGAAAGGCCUGUGUCGUGAAGGGAAAUCAGCAUUUGCAGUUGGGUAUCUGGAGAAGAUGGCUAGGCAGGUAGGUUGUGUUGCUGACAAGGAGACUUACAGCAUUUUGGUAGAUGGGCUGUGUUGUGAUGGUAGAUUUGUUGAAGCAAGUGGGAUUUUGGAGAGGAUGUUAAUUAGAUCAUCCUCGCCUGGUGUUGAGACUUACAACACACUGAUCAGGGGCCUUUGCUUGAUGGGCAGGCAAUAUGAUGCUGUGAUAUGGCUAGAAGAGAUGGUUGUCCAGGGAAAGCUGCCAGCAGUUUCGGUAUGGGAUUCGUUGGUAGCAUCUGUCUGUUCCAACAUGACUGAAGCUGGUGUUUGCUCUGAGACACUUGAGAAGCUAUGGAGUUCUUGAUGCUAUCCAUUUCUACCAAAAGUGAAACCUAGGAAAUGGACUCAAAUGUGAUAUCUCACAUUAGUCAGAAGUAGAAGUUCCAGAUGUUAUAUGUGUAGGCUUGUGUUUUUAAGUCAUGAAGAACUAUUGAGUCUACAUCGGAUAAUAUAUAUGGGAAGAAGUGAGUCGUUACAAUUGGUAUUAGAGUUUAUUCUUGGUCCUAGUGUAGACUUUAGCCCCCAGCGACCUUAUAAUCUAAUGGGAUACAAUGAAAAUGUUGUAUCUACAUGGAAAGGUGAAUGUUAUAAUCGACAUUGGUUAGGGGGAGAAGGUUUGGAGCACCUUUUCUAUAAACGACUUCAUUGCAAGAGUUGCUUAACAACAACAGAAGAAAAGGAUGAACUUAAAAGGAGUGGAAGGAAGCAAUGGUGAAACAAAGGGUUUCAUAGGGAAGGUGAGAGGAAGGAAGCUGAGAAACAUGAAUGAGGGGUACUAGGCAGACAGAGAAAGUGAUAGCACUAUUCAAAUCUCUGCAGGGAAGGAAGAGCCACAAAGAGCCAUAGCUGCAGGCAGAUACUUUCACCCCUCGUGUCACUUUGGAAGACAUCUGAAUGUAUCUUUUCUACUUCAAUGCAAAUACAGGAAAAUGCUAAGUUACCAAAUAAGUACAAUACUAAAUUUCAAAUCUUAGUUAUUAACAUGAAAAUGGAACAAA